AGAUGGGAGAGGGCCCAAAAGAGAAAGACGAAAUUGCCCUCACUGAAAUCGAGAGAAGAGGAACGUACGGCACUCCGCCGCCGCAGCUGUUCCGCUCCACUGUUCCUCCGCCAUCCCACCAGCAGGCCGCCGGUCGCCCUCCCGCCGCCCUGAAAGUCCUCCACCGCGCGGUCCAGUCCCGCGCUGCCUCCUCCUGCGGCGCCGCCGUCCGCCGACCCCAGCUCGCCCCCGUCCGCGAAUCGAGGGAAGGGCCAUUUCAUCAGCUAACCUGCGAGCGAUGCGGUGCCGGAAGAAGGCCACCACCUUGGCUACCAUCGCCAGCCUCCCCGACGAUAUACUAGCCAACAUCCACGGCCGCCUCAGCCUCCUCGACCGUCUCGCCUCCGCCGCCGUCUUCCGCGCCUCGUCCGCCCCACUCAAGCCGGAGACGCCGUGGCUCCUCCUCCGCGGCCGCACCCCGGAGACCGCCACGCUCUUCUCCAUCUCAGACCGCUGCAGCAUCACCGUGAGCGCCCCCGAACCCGCUCUGCGUGGCCACGUCGUCCUUGGCUCCUCCUCCGACGGCUGGCUCGUCACCGCUGAUGACCGGGCCAAGAUGCGCAUUAUCAACCCGGUCACUGGCGAGCAGCGCGUGCUCCCAGCCAUCACCACCAUUCCCUGCCUCUUUGAGCAGCAUGGACACUUCGUGCUCGACCUGAAGCGCUUCGGUAGAGCCCCACUGCACCCCGUCUACGACAACUACCUGUCUGACUGGACGCAUAUGAUCACUGUCCAGAGCAUGUGUGCCAAGAACAUGCGCUCCUUCUGCCGCAAGGUCGUCCUCUCCAACUCCCCGCCAUGCCCUGCUGCCAUGAUGAUCACAGGCACCCAGUUUGGCUUUGUGGCCUUUGCCACGGCAAAGGGCGGCACAUGGCGGCUGGCGCGUGAUGGUGUUGACCUCGCCAAGACGGUGUGCGGGACGACGCCUUCGCCCGACGGCGUCGAGGAUGCCAUCCACUAUGAGGGCAGGUUCUACUCGAUCACAUACUCCGGCCAAGUGGAGGCAUGGGAACACGACGCCGAUGAUGUCGGGGUGUUCACGAGCGUGGUGGUCGCCCCAAGGCUGCUGCUGCCGGCCGAUUUGGACCACCGCAAGUACCUCGUGGGGGCGCCGGGCGGGCGGCUGAUGGUGGUGGUCAGGGAGGCCACACACGGUUAUCAGGAGUUGCCGUCCUUCAAGGUGCAGGUCCUCGACGCCGGUGGUGAGGAGUGGAGGGAGACAGAUGACAUUGGCGAUGCCACGCUGUUCGUCGGUGGGAAGAGCUCGCUCUGCGUGACGACGAGGGAGCACCCAGAGCUCAAGGCCGGAUGUAUCUACUACGCCAACGAAGGGUAUGUUGACGAAUACGACGGGAGCGCCAACCAUGUCAAGGUGUUCAGCCUCAAGGACGGCACUGCAGAGAAGGUCGAGGGCCUCAGGCGGCGCCAGACCAACCCGCGGCCGGCGUGGUUCACGCCUUGCAUCCCAUGAUGAUAGAUAUGGUUACUGAUCUGGUAGCCUGGGAGGGUUAAGUUGCAGUUGUUCAAUUGGCAGCACAACAAUCAAUGGUGGCCCAUUUAUGUUGCUUUCAAGUUUCUCUGGUAGAGACAGUUUAAUUAGUCUGCAAGAUUGGCUCAGACUUGAGUUUAUGCUAUGAUGAUUAACAGUUUUAAUUCAGAGCCAAACAGCAGAGUUCACAAGUAUGAAAACAGUUUAGCUUGCAGGGUUAAGGCCAGUAUUGGAUGUUUCUUUUGAUUGUUUCAAACUGCAGCCGAGUUGUUGAGCAUGCAUGUUUAACCAACUCUGGAUAUGUUUGCCCACCAUACAUAGAUGCAUCUGCCUGCCUGUUGAUGAUCAAGGUUACCCACCAUAGAUGUUUCUGUUGCUGCCGGAGUAGCAUCAUGUGCUUUCUUUUACCAGCAGAGCACGACUCGCCAUGCUGACGGUGCAUCUGUAAGACAUGUCAUCUCUGUUUGCAUCUGUUUGUUUUUGUGCAUCUUUACUGUGGAAUUAUUGAUGGAUUAUUUCAAAAGGCAUUACAGUGUGCGUAGAUCAAGUUUACUUUACAUUAUAUAUGCAUGUGGUGCUGGUGCUUGUAGCUGGUUGAGAGGCCGAGGAAGAGUUUUUGGCUUA
Triticum aestivum (bread wheat) is the source of this 2152-nucleotide messenger RNA. RefSeq lists its product as uncharacterized. The transcript is spliced from 2 exons. The record is from RefSeq and is a predicted model, not a curated record. Lineage: Eukaryota; Viridiplantae; Streptophyta; Magnoliopsida; Poales; Poaceae. The coding region runs from base 278 to 1510 and encodes 410 amino acids.